Messenger RNA from Suncus etruscus (white-toothed pygmy shrew), 1726 nucleotides. RefSeq names its product megakaryocyte-associated tyrosine kinase (gene MATK). Gene Ontology annotation, molecular function: protein tyrosine kinase activity; ATP binding; protein binding. Gene Ontology annotation, biological process: protein phosphorylation. The coding region runs from base 127 to 1680 and encodes 517 amino acids. The transcript is spliced from 14 exons. The record is from RefSeq and is a predicted model, not a curated record. Lineage: Eukaryota; Metazoa; Chordata; Mammalia; Eulipotyphla; Soricidae.
CCCCCCCACCCGACCCUGCUGCACCCCAACCCCCCAAAAUGAGGAAACGGAGCAACUUGCUCCAAGUUCUACAGCCAGGGCCGCCUCGGGGUGCGCGGCCCGGGGGCGCCCCCUAAGCAGGUGGACAUGCCGCUGUGCGCCCCGUUCCCCGGGUCCACGCCCGCCCCGUGUGUUUCUGUGUGUGUUCGUGUGUACAUGGAGCGUGUGCGUGCGAGCCCUCUCUUCCUCCGCCCCUGGCCCCUCGUGCCCAUCUCUGCCAGGAUGCCCACAAGGCGCUGGGCCCCGGGUACCCAGUGCAUCACCAAAUGCGAACACACGCGCCCCAAGCCCGGGGAGCUGGCCUUCCGCAAGGGCGACGUGGUCACCAUCUUGGAGGCCUGCGAGAGCAAGAGCUGGUACCGCGCCAAGCACCACGACAGUGGGGAGGAGGGCCUGCUGGCCGCAGGGGCGCUGCGGGAGCGUGAGGCCCUCUCUGCGGACCCCAAACUCAGCCUCAUGCCGUGGUUCCACGGGAAGAUCUCGGGCCAGGAGGCUGUGAAGCUCUUGCAGCCCCCCGAAGAUGGGCUCUUCUUGCUGCGCGAGUCUGCACGACACCCUGGGGAUUACGUGUUGUGCGUCAGCUGCAGCCGUGACGUCAUCCACUACCGCGUGCAGCACCGCGAGGGCCGCCUGACCAUAGACGAGAGUGUCAGCUUUAGCAAUCUCAUGGACAUGGUGGAGCACUACAGCCGCGACCAGGGUGCCAUCUGCACCCGACUGGUGAAGCCCAAGAGGAAGCCAGGUGCCAAGUCGGCGGAGGAGGAGCUUGCCAAGGCUGGCUGGUUACUGAACCUGCAACAUUUGACACUGGGAUCACAAAUUGGAGAAGGGGAGUUCGGAGCUGUCCUGCAGGGAGAGUACUUGGGCCAGAAGGUAGCGGUGAAGAACAUCAAGUGCGACGUGACAGCCCAAGCCUUCCUGGAUGAGACCGCGGUCAUGACGAAGAUGCAGCAUAAGAACCUGGUGCGUCUCCUGGGGGUGAUCCUGCAUCAGGGGCUCUACAUCGUGAUGGAGCAUGUGAGCAAGGGUAACCUGGUGAACUUCCUGCGCACUCGGGGCCGUGCCCUGGUCAACACCCCGCAGCUUUUGCAGUUUUCCCUACACGUAGCCGAGGGCAUGGAGUACCUGGAGGGCAAGAAGCUGGUGCACAGGGACCUGGCCGCGCGCAACAUCCUGGUUUCCGAGGACCUGGUGGCCAAGGUCAGCGACUUCGGGCUGGCCAAAGCCGAGCGCAAGGGGCUGGACUCCAGCCGCCUGCCCAUCAAGUGGACUGCCCCGGAGGCUCUCAAACACGGGAAGUUCUCCAGCAAGUCGGAUGUCUGGAGUUUCGGGGUGCUGCUGUGGGAGGUCUUCUCCUACGGCCGGGCUCCCUAUCCCAAGAUGUCGCUGAAGGAGGUGUCGGAGGCCGUGGAGAAGGGGUACCGCAUGGAGCCCCCCGAGGGCUGCCCGGGGCCCGUGCACGCGCUCAUGGGCAGCUGCUGGGAAGCCGAGCCCGCGCGCCGGCCGCCCUUCCGCAAACUGGCCGAGAAGCUGGCCCGGGAGCUCCGCAGCGCGGGCGCCUCGGCCCCGGUGGUCGGCGGGGGGCCCGGCGGGAGCCCCGAGCCCGAGGACGCCGGCUCGCCCCGUGCCCAGGAGCCCUGAUGACGCGGGGGGCCGGGCGGAGCCUGAUAAAGACGGUUCGUGAGAA